AUGGUCAAGGGCUGGAAUAGAUUUGCCGGGGAGGUGGCGGAGUCGCUGCGGCGCUGUGGCGGGCGGGGGGGCGGCGGCGCCGCGCCUGCGCCGGCGGGAGAGCGGCCGCUUCCUGCGCGGUGCCCAGCGCUGCUCGGCGCUGGCAUGGCGUUCCUGAUGGAGAUCAGGCGGGGGACGCAGAGUGCGCUGCUGGUUAUCCGCGCGGCGGCGGAGCUCCCCAGCGCGCCGGUGGAGGUUUCGGUGUGCGCGGAUUCUCUGGAAGUGAGGAGCGGCGGGAGCUGCGAUGCGGCGGCGCUGCCGGCAGGGGUCAGGCUGGCGCCGUCCUCGUGCCGCGGGCUGCGGCGCCUGCGCGGGGACGGGCUGCACCUGCGCGUGCGCCUGCGCCGCCCGCCGCCCGGCGCCGAUGUGGUUUUUACUUUGAGGGAAAGCCUGAAACCCAACAAGAAUUACAUCUUUUACUGUCAGUCCUGUGGUGACAUCGUAGUGAAAGACCGGAAAUUUCUCAGAGUUCUUCCUCUGCCGAGUGAAAACUGGAGUGAUUUAGUUGAAGAGUGGUGUUGUCACCCUGACCCCUUUGCCAGAAGCACUUUGCACCCUCAGCAUGCUGACUGUUUUGUUGGAGACAAUUUUUUUCUGUUGAAUUCAGAAGAUGAAUCACAUCUGCCUGCAUCUCCCGUGUGCUGCUCAGAGGCUGGACACCAUGUUUCACAUAGUGGCUCCAACUUGAAGUCAAAAGAAAAUACCAGAGUAAUUUGUAAGCGCUGCAAGACAAUGCUGGGAGAAACUGUUUCAUCAGAUACCAUUAAAUAUUAUGUCACUGAGGUGAUUAUUCAACCAGCUGAGGAAAGUUUCAGUCCAAUGCCAAGGUCUCAGUUUGUACAGAGCGUGGUUGCUCAGUGUCUUCUGGAAUUAUCAUCUGCUAAAAGCACAUUUAGAUUCACCAUAAAAGGAGAUCAUGGAAAAACCUAUAUUCUGAUAUGGCUUUUAAAUUCUGACACAUUGCUGGUAGAGUCUUUAGGAAGUUCCUCCUCCCACAGUGAUUUUGCACUGUUUGGAGAUAUCCUCACACCUACCUCUGGACCAGUGGGAACCUGGAAUGCUGUCAAAGUCCUUUACCAGCCAUGCAUUCAAUGCAGAAAUAAGGAGCUUGCUGAUGCAUGGGAAAAUGAUACAGGAGUUCAUCCUUUAAAGUUUCCAUCAGAAACAUGUUUGGAAUUACUGUUGGUACUGGGUUUGAGUACUGCAUCUCUGCCACCUUCACUUCGAUACAUGAACUCUUUUCAGGUUGCCUUUUUGAAGAUGUGAAGAACAAGAUACCUGUGUUGAAAACUAUUGUUAGAUUUAUUUUCAGCAGAAAUGUGUUCAGUUAACUUCCAGUGGUGGAACUUCUAGAACAAAAUCCCCAGGAAAUACAAAAGAAAAUGGGGUGGGGUGGGUGGGUGUAUUCUUCAUAUCUGACUGUGUUUCAAAACCAAAGACAGAGCUGUCUUUCGUAUCCAAUGCAUUCUUAGAUGUCAUUCUAAGAGUGACUUACCUGUCAGUCCUAUGACAUCCAGCUGGGGUGACUAUUAUGAUACCAAAGGUACUUCACUACCAGAAGGAAAUUCCAUGUGUAUCUUGUACUACCUUUACCAGUAUUUCAUAGGAAUGUGUAUAUCCUUAGAGAAGUUCACAACUGGUAGCAAAUAUUUUUAAAUGUCAUGGAUACUAAUGUGAGUUCUUUACCUUUCUUUGUUCUGGUGAAGUUAGAGGCCCAACUUUAAAACAUAAAAUCUGUUUUUUUGUAAAACUUAAGUGUUUAUCAUGUUUAUUGUUUCUGCAUUAAGGUUUGUUAAUGUAACAGAAUGUUUGUUUAGUUUUGAAGUGUGCAAACAGUUUACCUCUGAUUGAGAGUGAAGGAAGACAGUUUCUGCAUUCCUACACCAUAUGUAGAUUUAAAAAAAAUGAUAAUGUUUUGGAGAAUAAAGAUUUUAUGGUUAUUUGGAAUAAUUAUUAUUAUUAUUUCAAGGAAAGAUAACAUGCUGUUUACUCAUUAAGUGAUCCUAACCUUAGCAAGUGAGCCUACAAAGUGUUGGACUCCUCGCUUUUUUACACAUCCAAAGACAAGGAGCUGAGGCCUCACAGCACCCACUCUGGAUAUAAUUUUUCUGUUAUUAUUUUAGUUUUCAGUAUUGAAGGUUGAACAAAAUUAU
This is a messenger RNA of Pseudopodoces humilis (Tibetan ground-tit), 2192 nucleotides long. NCBI's taxonomy places the organism in Eukaryota, Metazoa, Chordata, Aves, Passeriformes, Paridae. The record is from RefSeq and is a predicted model, not a curated record.